Dunckerocampus dactyliophorus (ringed pipefish) is the source of this 1697-nucleotide messenger RNA. RefSeq names its product ring finger protein 115a (gene rnf115a). Gene Ontology annotation, molecular function: ubiquitin protein ligase activity. The transcript has 9 exons. Gene Ontology annotation, cellular component: nucleoplasm; cytoplasm. Gene Ontology annotation, biological process: positive regulation of DNA-templated transcription; protein ubiquitination; ubiquitin-dependent protein catabolic process. The record is from RefSeq and is a predicted model, not a curated record. The coding region runs from base 45 to 992 and encodes 315 amino acids. Lineage: Eukaryota; Metazoa; Chordata; Actinopteri; Syngnathiformes; Syngnathidae.
UUGGCGGAGGACCGACGUCACUGUUUGUGCUUGGUGAGGGGAAGAUGGCGGAGGCUGCGGCUGUUCCCCCGCAUCGCUUUUUCUGUCACUGUUGUAAGGGAGAAGUAAACCCUAAACUCCCGGAGUACGUGUGUCCUCGCUGUGACUCAGGCUUCAUAGAAGAAGUGACAGACGAUUCCAGUCUCCUGGAGGGCGGCGCCAACGGGCUGGAUGACACAACCACCGAGUUUGCAGAGCUUUGGCACCUGCUGUUGAUGGAGCGGCCGUUUUCCACCGACAACGACAACCCCGACUCGGAGCCCCGGCUCCCCGGCGGGCGCUUGAGCGCCCUCGGCGACUUUGGCGGGUUUGGAGGCGGACCCAUCAGGGGCUCGGCCCCCGCGGGCCUCGGGGGACCUAUGGCGGCCUCACUAGGCGGCGGGGACCACUGGGGCCCGGCACGGCCCCCUCGCCUACACAGCCAGAGAAGAUACAGAUCCAGAGUCAGCACUCGGCCCGAUCGCUCGCCUGCUGUGGAAGGGAUUGUACAACAGUUCCUCGCCGGUCUUUUUGCCAACUCUGGUGUGUCCGGUUCGCCGCCCCUGUCAUGGACAGGGAUGCUGCAUUCCAACCCCGGAGACUACGCCUGGGGACACGGAGGCUUGGACGCUGUCAUUACACAAUUACUAGGUCAGCUAGACAACACAGGACCUCCUCCAGCAGAGAAAGAGAAGAUCUCCUCUCUACCCUUUGUCAAUAUUUCUCAGGAACAAGCAGACUGUUGUAUGGAAUGUCCCGUGUGCAAAGAAGACUUUGAGGUGGGCGAAGCCGUGCGACAGCUCCCCUGUAACCACUUCUUCCAUUCAGACUGUAUAGUACCGUGGCUGGAGAUGCACGACACAUGUCCAGUGUGUCGGAAAAGUUUGAACGGAGAAGACAGCAGCAGCCAGCCACCGUCACAGCCGCCCUCCCUCUCCAUGGACCCCCGCACACAGGAGAGAUGGUCCUUCUGAGACGCUUCUCGCCUCCGUUGUCGUCAUAAUCAUGUUUGAUCCCUUUGUGUCUUUAUUUUCUGUCCUCCACCAUACACACAUACACUUCUUAAAUCCUCACUUUUGAGGUCAGCUGCUGUCCUUUUUGACCAAUAGAAACAUAGAUGGUCCAUGCAGACGCUUUUUUGGGGCUAAAUGAGGUUUUGUACCUGACGGUCAUGCUGCAUUACAGUUUUUCAGAGAUUCCUAUUUAUUAAUAGGGAGUUUCUCACACGCAAAUAAUUAAGUUGCUAUUCUAACAUUUCCUAAAGGGAAAUCAUCCAACUGCUUCACAUCUUCAGCGCUCGGAGCACCUCCUAAAACCCCGCCCCCCGGUGUAUAUAUUCUAAUAAUCCGAGGUCAUCCGCCUGUCAUUUAAUCCCUGUGUUUAUGACUGUCUGACUUUCAUAUUUUUAUCACCGUUAUGGUUUUUUUAAUGUAAAUAACUGUAGUCAAAACAAAGGGUUUGCAAAGAAAAAAAACACAUUGAGAAUGGAGACGCAAAUGUGAAAUAUGUGGUUAAUUAACGAGUUGUACAUUAUAUAAAUGGAAAAAAAUGUCUAUGAUGUAUUAAUAAAAUGACCAAAAAAAUGGUUUCAUUCCGGCUUUUUGUCAGUUCCUAAUCCUCCCACAGAAUCACUUCCAUUAGGAUCCCAAUAACGAUACCUUCAAUUCUAAAAUAUUACU